Molecule: messenger RNA, 1596 nt
Organism: Trichoderma asperellum CBS 433.97
Lineage: Eukaryota; Fungi; Ascomycota; Sordariomycetes; Hypocreales; Hypocreaceae
Biological process (GO): transmembrane transport
Cellular component (GO): membrane
Molecular function (GO): transmembrane transporter activity
Source: RefSeq, a predicted model, not a curated record
AUGGACAUUGACGGCGGCAAAAACGAGGCCAUGCACGGAGAUCGGGCUCUGGCGCUCAUCGGCAACGAGCAGGUCCAGCUCACCGAGGAGGACAGUCGCCGCAUCUGCCGCAAGACGGACCGAGUCAUCCUCGCCAUCCUGGUCUGGGUGUACUUUUUGCAGAUUCUCGACAAGUCCGUGCUCGGCUACGGCGCCACAUACGGCUUGAAGACGGACACAAACCUGACUGGCAAUGAGUAUUCGCUUAUUGGCUCCAUUGCCCCCAUUGCCCAGCUGGCCUGGCAGCCAUUCUCGUCAUAUCUCAUCGUCAAGGUCCCGCACCGGAUCCUGAUGCCGUCCCUUUGUCUCGGCUGGGGCAUUGCACAGGCCUCAAUGGCCGCUUGCCACAACUUUAGAAGCCUGAUGGCCGCUCGCUUCUUCCUUGGUCUGUUCGAGGCCGGCUGCUUGCCGCUGUUCAGUCUCAUCACGAGCCAAUGGUACAGACGAGCCGAGCAGCCCAUUCGAGUUGCGGCGUGGUACGGCACCAACGGAGCUGCCACCAUUGUCGCGGCUGCUCUGUCCUACGGCCUGGGCCAUAUCCAGUCUGAUGUUCUUCGAGAGUGGCAAAUCAUCUUCCUCUUUGUCGGCCUCGUCACCAUCGUCUCAUCCCCCUUCAUCUACUGGAAGCUCGAAAAUGACAUCCCGUCCGCUCGAUUCCUCACCGAACAAGAAAAGGCACAGGCCAUCGAGAGACUCCGUGCCAACCAGACCGGCACUGGAAGCCGAGAGUUCAAGUGGCGACAACUCCUCGAGGCCGCCAUGGAGCCCAAGACAUACCUGUGGAUCGCCAUGGCUCUGCUGCUCAACGUCGGCGCCAGCGUGACCAACACUUUCGGGCCCCUCAUCCUCAACGGCCUCGUUUCCGACAAGUACAUGACCAGCCUGCUCAACAUGCCGUUCGGCGCCCUGCAGAUCAUUGUCAUCCUGCUGGCCAGCUACCUCGCUCAGAAGGCGCGUGUCAAGGGCGCCAUCCUCAUGUUCUUCAUGAUCCCCGUCGUCGCCGGCCUCGCCGUCCUCUACUCCGUGCCUCGCGACAACUCGGCCAAGGCGGCUCUCCUCGUGGGCUACUACCUCCUGGCCUUCCUCUUCGGCGGCAACCCCUUGAUCGUCACCUGGAUCGUCGGCAACACCGCCGGCACCACCAAGAAAUCCGCCAUCAUGAGCGUCUACAACGCCGCCAGCGCGGCCGGCAACAUCGUCGGGCCUCUGCUCUUCAACUCCAACGACGCGCCCGCCUACAAGCCCGGCCUCCGCGCCUGCUUGGCCAUCUUCGUGGCGCUCGUGGCCGUUGUCGCCAUCCAGUGGGCCAACCUCAUUGUGCUGAACAAGCUGCAGUCGAAGAAGCGUGUGCGCAACGGAAAGAAGGCAAUUGUUGUCGACCACUCCAUGGAUGCGACAUAUCGGGCCAUGGAUGAGAAUAACGCGGAUGAGGAGAUUGUCAUUGCAGAAGAGAAUGCAGCAGGCACUGCACAGCAUGCGGGAGACGCAAGACUUGGAGAGCAAGCGUUUUUGGAUCUCACGGAUCGUGAGAAUGACGAGUUUGUAUAUAUUUAUUAA